Messenger RNA from Siniperca chuatsi (mandarin fish), 1492 nucleotides. RefSeq names its product dihydrodiol dehydrogenase, tandem duplicate 2 (gene dhdh.2). Lineage: Eukaryota; Metazoa; Chordata; Actinopteri; Centrarchiformes; Sinipercidae. The record is from RefSeq and is a predicted model, not a curated record. The coding region runs from base 68 to 1054 and encodes 328 amino acids. The transcript has 7 exons. Gene Ontology annotation, molecular function: nucleotide binding.
CUGUGUCGGCACCUUGUGGCGGAGAACUGCCACUGCCGAUAUCUACUCUGUCAGUUUGCUGUCCAAUAUGGCAACCAGGUGGGCAAUCUGUAGCGCGGGGAAGAUCAGUCAUGACUUCACGGUAGCCCUGAAAACUCUUCCUCCUGAAGACCAUCAGGUUGUGGCUGUGGCAGCUCGCAAGUUAGAGGAUGCACAGGAGUUUGCCAAAAAGCACAGCAUCUCUAGAGCAUACGGCAGCUAUGAGGAGCUGGCCAGAGAUCCGGACAUAGAUGUGGUGUAUGUUGGAGUUAUCCACCCCUACCAUCUGAGCACUUGUCUGCUCUUUAUGAACGCCAAGAAGAAUGUGCUGUGUGAGAAGCCGCUGGCCAUGAACACCAAGGAGGUGCAGGAGAUCCUGGCCUCUGCCAAGACGAAUGAUGUCUUCUUCAUGGAGGCUAUCUGGACCCGAUUCUUCCCGGCCUCAGUGGAGAUCAAACGGCUGCUGGCCCAGGGGGACGUGGGCGAGGUGAAGAUGGUGAGAUCGGAAUUCGGUAUACCGCUGACGCACGUGCCGAGAUCGGUGCAGAAGGAGCUGGGCGGAGGAGCAAUGCUAGAUAUUGGCGUCUACUGCCUGCAGUUCAUAUGCAUGGUGUAUAAUGGAGAGAAGCCAGAGUGCAUCCAGGCCACGGGGGUCUGCAUGGAGACAGGAGUGGAUGAGACUGUAGUUGUAACUCUGAAGUUCUCCAAGAACAGGAUGGCAGUGUUUAUUUGCUCUUCGGGUAUGCAGCUGCCCAAUGACGCCAUUAUUGUGGGUACAAAGGGCACCAUCAGGGUGCCUGAACAUAUGUGGUGCCCCACAUCAUUGGUGGUGAAUGGGAAGGAGACUCAGUACCCAGUGCCAGAACCUUAUUUACCUCUCAACUUCUUCAACAGCACAGGGAUGCGUUACGAAGCAGAGGAAGUUCGACAGUGUUUGCUCAAAGGGCUGAAGGAGAGUGCAGUUAUGUCCCAUGCUGACUCUCUCCUGCUGGCUGAGGUGGAGGACGAGGUUCGCAGGCAGGUGGGGGUGGUGUAAAAACCAGGACUGCCUGUCCUGCCAAUGUUAAACAUGAGGCUAGAUUGGCUGUCCUUUGUUGGAUAGAACAAGUUUAUAAUGGAGAAUAAAUUCUUUAUGUUCUAACGGGACUUUACAUUAAUACACUAUCAGUGAGGAGCAUGUUGAGGUUAUUUGGCUAAGCAUGAUUAGCUUCAAUGUGGUUCAUGUGUUCUGAUGAAGAUGCUUGACAUAUUUGUAAGCUCUUAAGUUCAUCAUAAACUUAUUCACAACCUCACUGGAUACUAGACUGUAAAACCUUUGAUCAUUUAUAAAAUAUAUUUUUAAUGAUAUUUUCUUUAGUUUAGUCUCUCCAGAAUCUUUCACCACUUCUUUCACUUAAUGUAAAUUUACUGUAGUACCACCCGUAAAUUUAAAUUCAUGAUUGUUCAUUGUGAAAUAAAACAUUUGCGAGGCAGA